GCAGCAGCAGUCGCCUCCAACCACCUGGGUGCAUUUGAGGAACAGGAACCAAUAUUGCGCUACAUCCAAGUGCUUAACUGAGUGGCAGUGAAUCGAAUUGGCCGCUAAGUAAGCGGCAUUAAGUGCGUAAAAAUCGAUAAUAGAACAGUUCCUUGUGCUCCGCCCACCUGGGGUCACCUGGUGGAAUCUCCUCCUUCUAGUCCCUGCUGCGUUCGUCGAAGCCAAAAGUCGGAGCACUUUCACACACCCGCUGAGCCGCUGAUAAUGCCAAUGCACAUCCCGUUUCCGUUUAAUUGGAUACCCACUCUGCCAGUCGCCCGAUGCCAAGAAUCUCCGUCGCUUUUGAAGCGCGCCGGCACCGAAAAGUUGCGAGAGGUGUUCCAGAAGUACGCCUCCAUCCAGAAGAAUGGCGAGCACUAUAUGACCAGCGAGGACUUCGUGCGAAAGUUCCUAGGACUCUUUUCCGAAUCUGCAUUUAAUGACGAAUCGGUGCGCCUGCUGGCCAACAUUGCAGACACGAGCAAGGAUGGACUCAUCUCCUUCUCGGAGUUCCAGGCCUUCGAGGGUCUGCUCUGCACCCCAGAUGCCCUCUACAGGACCGCUUUCCAGCUGUUCGACCGCAAGGGCAACGGCACUGUUUCCUAUGCUGACUUCGCUGAUGUCGUACAAAAAACUGAACUGCACUCAAAGAUACCUUUUAGCUUAGAUGGCCCCUUUAUCAAGCGCUACUUUGGUGAUAAGAAGCAACGCCUUAUCAAUUAUGCUGAGUUCACGCAGCUGCUGCACGACUUUCACGAGGAGCACGCGAUGGAGGCCUUCCGCAGCAAGGAUCCAGCUGGCACGGGGUUCAUCUCGCCCUUGGACUUCCAGGACAUCAUAGUUAAUGUUAAGCGGCAUUUACUGACCCCCGGCGUCAGGGACAAUCUAGUUUCGGUAACUGAGGGUCACAAAGUGAGCUUCCCGUAUUUCAUCGCAUUUACCUCGCUGCUGAACAACAUGGAACUGAUCAAACAAGUCUACCUGCACGCCACCGAGGGCAGUCGCACGGAUAUGAUCACCAAGGAUCAGAUCCUCCUCGCCGCCCAGACGAUGAGCCAAAUCACGCCGCUGGAGAUCGACAUCCUUUUCCACCUGGCGGGCGCCGUCCAUCAAGCAGGCCGCAUCGACUAUAGUGACCUGAGCAACAUCGCACCCGAGCACUACACGAAGCAUAUGACACAUCGUCUGGCGGAGAUCAAGGCGGUGGAGAGUCCUGCGGACCGAUCUGCCUUUAUUCAGGUCCUGGAGAGCUCUUACCGUUUUACCCUCGGUUCCUUUGCCGGCGCUGUGGGCGCCACUGUGGUAUACCCCAUCGAUCUAGUCAAGACUCGAAUGCAGAACCAGCGAGCGGGUUCCUAUAUUGGUGAAGUUGCAUAUCGAAACUCAUGGGACUGCUUCAAAAAGGUGGUUCGGCACGAGGGAUUCAUGGGUCUCUACAGAGGUCUCCUGCCCCAGCUAAUGGGCGUGGCCCCCGAGAAAGCCAUCAAGCUGACGGUAAAUGAUUUGGUGAGGGACAAACUCACCGACAAGAAGGGUAACAUUUCCACAUGGGCUGAGGUUCUGGCUGGUGGAUGUGCCGGUGCCUCGCAGGUAGUGUUCACCAAUCCCCUGGAAAUUGUGAAGAUCCGUCUCCAGGUGGCGGGAGAGAUCGCUAGUGGGAGCAAGAUCCGCGCGUGGUCGGUGGUCAGGGAACUGGGACUCUUUGGGCUCUACAAGGGAGCCAGAGCCUGUCUCCUCCGCGAUGUGCCGUUCUCGGCCAUCUACUUCCCGACAUACGCCCACACCAAGGCCAUGAUGGCCGACAAGGACGGAUACAAUCACCCGCUUACCCUGCUGGCUGCUGGUGCCAUUGCCGGUGUUCCGGCCGCCUCCCUUGUCACGCCCGCCGACGUCAUCAAGACCCGCCUCCAGGUGGUUGCCCGAUCCGGACAGACCACCUACACCGGCGUAUGGGAUGCCACCAAGAAGAUCAUGGCCGAAGAGGGACCCAGAGCCUUCUGGAAGGGCACAGCCGCUCGAGUGUUCCGCUCCUCACCACAGUUCGGUGUGACCCUGGUGACCUACGAACUGCUGCAGCGCCUCUUCUACGUGGACUUCGGAGGCACCCAGCCCAAGGGAUCCGAGGCGCACAAGAUCACCACUCCGCUGGAACAGGCGGCGGCGUCGGUGACCACCGAGAACUUGGACCAUAUCGGUGGCUACCGGGCGGCAGUUCCUCUUCUGGCGGGAGUGGAGUCCAAGUUCGGGUUGUACCUGCCGCGAUUUGGACGCGGAGUAGCCGCUGCCACGCCCUCGACGGCCACAGGAUCCUGAUUAUACUGGCGCCACCGCCUGCCAAGCGCCACGUAGUCUACGGAAUGCAGAAGGGAUUGGCGGGAUUGGGCUCCGGUGGACAGACAUAUGGGAUAUAUUUUUUGCUAUAGUACUAUUGUAUCUGAACAGCCGGGUUCGCACCCUGGGCGCCCAACUGUGAGCAACUGUUUUUACCACACCCAGUAAAAACCAAAAGAAAAGUAAUGAAAAGCCCAUUUGAGAGUAUAGAAUAUCGGGUUUGGCCAUGGUGCGUAUAUAUUUAGGCAAGUGUAGAACUGUUUUUGUAAACUUUGUUAACUAGUUUAAAGUCUAGAGCAUCAACCAAUCACUGAACGUCAACUUUUGCACUCAAUGUAACUAUUAACGCGAUAAAACCUUUUAAUCUUAGUACGAAUUUGUUCAAAACAAUUAUCAAGCAAAGGAAAUGCAAUGAAUGACCUCUUAGCUAAUAAUGAAUAAUUAAAUAAAACUCAAUGUUAAAAACAA
Molecule: messenger RNA, 2838 nt
Organism: Drosophila sechellia
Lineage: Eukaryota; Metazoa; Arthropoda; Insecta; Diptera; Drosophilidae
Gene: aralar1
Product: calcium-binding mitochondrial carrier protein aralar1
Exons: 10
Coding region: 265-2352 (695 amino acids)
Biological process (GO): malate-aspartate shuttle; L-glutamate transmembrane transport; aspartate transmembrane transport
Molecular function (GO): L-glutamate transmembrane transporter activity; L-aspartate transmembrane transporter activity; calcium ion binding
Source: RefSeq, a predicted model, not a curated record